AUGAAAGCCUUUUUGAAGCUCUCCGUGCUGCUCGUAGCUGUACUGUCAAUUGAUGCUGCGCCCACUAACGACGCUAAGACUGCCAUGGCUUCAAUGGACAGCAAGAUUGCCGAGUUUUACUUCAGGGGCUGCGCUCCAGAAACUACCAAGAUCACUCCAUUGGGGAAUGGCGUCACUGAGUACACAUGCACCAAAAGCAAGGCAGCGCUAAAAGCACGCGCAUUUUCUAGUCGCCAUACCUUCGGGACCAAUCUGUUUGUAUCUACAUCCAGCGGAGGCAUCAACGUCAACAUUGGUGGAAAUGGUGCCGGCGUUAGUGGUACCAUUUAUGGAUUCCGUUAUUCUGGUUAUGUUGACUCUGCCUGGGAGACGUCCAGAGCUGUGGUUUACCCAAUGAAAUCAUCUAUCGACGAGGUAGUAAACCUCCCCAAGGCAUGCUCUAGGGAUGGUCACUUCUGCUUUGACACGUACGAAGGAGUUUGCGCGUUCUAUUUUUCGAACAGAGUCUGGGAAAGGUCUUGCCCAGUUCUUAAGGUCAUUGAAUUUUCUGUUGAUCCCUAG
Lobosporangium transversale is the source of this 561-nucleotide messenger RNA. RefSeq lists its product as hypothetical. The transcript has a single exon. Bases 1 to 561 code for a protein of 186 amino acids. Lineage: Eukaryota; Fungi; Mortierellomycota; Mortierellomycetes; Mortierellales; Mortierellaceae. The record is from RefSeq and is a predicted model, not a curated record.